Molecule: messenger RNA, 958 nt
Organism: Neomonachus schauinslandi (Hawaiian monk seal)
Lineage: Eukaryota; Metazoa; Chordata; Mammalia; Carnivora; Phocidae
Gene: C6H1orf74
Product: chromosome 6 C1orf74 homolog
Exons: 1
Coding region: 153-944 (263 amino acids)
Source: RefSeq, a predicted model, not a curated record
UUUCCUGGUAUGUCACUGACUAGUGUUAAUAAUCCCCUGCUACUGCUUUGUUUUUAGGCCCUUCCUCAAGUGUCUAGAGCUCAGAGAUGCGGCCCAGGGGAGGGAACUGUAGCUAGGUCAGGAGGCCGUGCUUGCUGUUGCUUCCAGAUCCCAUGUCAGCACCGAGUCCUCAGAUGCUGGUGGCAGCGGCUCAGCAGACCCUGGGCAUGGGAAAGAGACGGUGCCCACCCCGAGCCGUCUGCCUUCACCUUGCUGGAGAGGUGCUGGCUGUGGCCCGGGGACUGAAGCCAGCUCUGCUCUAUGAUUGCAGUUGUGCAGGGGCAUCAGAGCUCCAGAGCUAUCUGGAGGAACUGCGGGGCCUGGGCUUCUUGACCCAGGGACUUCACAUCCUUGAGAUUGGAGAAAACAGCUUGAUUGUCAGUCCUGAACACGUAUGUCCGCACUUGAAGCAGGUGCUGCUUGGUACCAUAGCCUUUGUGGAUGUUUCCGGCUCCCAGCCUCACCCUUCUAUUUGCUCCCUGGACCAGCUUCAGGAUUUGAAGGCCCUAGUGGCUGAGAUCAUCAUGCAUUUGCAAGGGCUGCAGAGGGACCUAUCCAUGGCAGUCUCCUGCAGCAGACUUCGUUCCUCAAACUGGAAUCUCUGUACUGUGUUUGGGAUCCUCCUGGGCUAUCCUGUUCCGUAUACCUUUCAUCUGAACCGGGGAGAUGACAACUGCUUAGCCCUGACCCCACUCCGGGUGUUCACUGCCCGGAUCUCAUGGCUGUGUGGUCAUCCCCCAGUCUUGCUCUAUUCCUUUAGUGUCCCAGAGAGCUUGUUCCCAGCCCUGAGGGAGAUUCUGAAUACUUGGGAGAAGGACCUUAGAACUCGAUGUAGGACUCAGAAUGACUUUGCUGACCUGAGCGUCUCCUCUGAGAUAGUCACGCUGCCAGCAGUGGCUCUCUGACUUUAACUCUUCUC